AUGGUCCAAUCCAGAAAAGAACCCGCCCCGGGUUCGAAGAGGCCUCUGAUUGGGCAGCAGGAAUUGGCUCCGCCCCCCAAAGUGGAAGCUGAUUGGGAGUGCCCCAAAGACUUUGAGGGACCCAGGAGCUCCCCAAGGACCCAGGAGUGCCCCAAGGACCACAAGGGACCCAGGAGUGCCCCAGAGGACCCAGGAGUACCCCAGGAACCCAGGAAUUCCCCAGAAGGACCCAGGAGUGCCCCAGAGACCCAGGAGUGCCCCAAAGGACCCAGGAGUACCCCAGGAACCCAGGAGUUCCCCAGAAGGACCCAGGAGUACCCCAGGAACCCAGGAGUUCCCUGGGAACCCAGGAGUACCCCAGAAGGACCCAGGAGUGCUCCAGGAACCCAGGAGUACCCCAGAAGGACCCAGGAGUGCCCCAGGAACCCAGGAGUACCCCAGAAGGACCCAGGAGUACCCCAGGAACCCAGGAGUUCCCCAGAAGGACCCAGGAGUACCCCAGGAACCCAGGAGUUCCCUGGGAACCCAGGAGUACCCCAGAAGGACCCAGGAGUACCCCAGGAACCCAGGAGUUCCCCAGAGACCCAGAAGUGCCCCAAAGGACCCAGGAGUUCCCCAGGAACCCAGGAGUACCCCAGGAACCCAGGAGUUACCCAGAAGUGCCCCAAAGGACCCAGGAGUUCCCCAGGAACCCAGCAGUUCCCCAGGAACCCAGGAGUACCCCAGAAGGACCCAGGAGUGCCCCAGGAACCCAGCAGUUCCCCAGGAACCCAGGAGUACCCCAGAAGGACCCUGGCGUCCCCGUCACCUCCCGCUGUCCCCUCGGGGACCCCAUCACCCGCGGGUGACCCCGAUGUCCCCAAGGGGACCCAGGCGUCCGGGGAGGGGCCGGUGCGGUACCGGCUGCGGACCCUGGUGGCCUCGGUGACGUCCCCGUGUCCCCUGGGUCCCCUCCUGCUGCUGCGCGUCCACACGGAGCCGCUGGUGUCACUGGUGCCCGACCGCUGGCUCCUGGAACGGGUCACUGUCACCGGGCCCCUCGGGGACAAUGGGGACAAUGGGGGCAUUGGGGUCAUUGGGGUCAUUGGGGACAUGGGGGGCAAUGAGGACAUUGGGGGCAGUGGGGACAUUGGGGGCAAUGGGGGCAUUGGGGACAUUGGGGGCAUUGGGGACACUGGGAUCAUUGAGGUCACUGAGGACACUGGGGACACUGGGAAUACUGGAGGCAUUGGGGACAUUGGGGACAUUGGGGGCACUGGGGACACUGGGAAUACUGGGGGCAUUGGGGACAUUGGGGACAUUGGGGGCACUGGGGACACUGGGAAUACUGGGGGCAUUGGGGACAUUGGGAACACUGGGGACACCAAUGACACCAUUGGGGACACCGAUGGUGACACUGGGGCCACCACUGGGGGCACUGGAAACGCUGGGGACAAUGGGGACACCAAUGACACCGAUGGGGACACUGGGGACACCAUUGGGGACACCAAUGACACCAUUGGGGACACCAAUGACACCAUUGGGGACACUGGGGCCACCACUGGGGACACUGGGGCCACCAGCGAUGUCCCCAGCGCCACCUUCCCCUGUCACCGCUGGCUGGGCAGCGGCUGCACCGACCUGCACGAGGGGACAGCCCGGACCCCCCUGGAGGCCGCGCGGGUCCCACAGCUGCUGCAGCUGAGACAGGAGGAGCAAGAGGAGCGGAGGGAGGCAUUCCAGUUUGCUCCAUACGCCCCCUGCUGGCCCUGGCGGCUCCGCGCGCUCCGCCCCGCCCUCUGCCCCUGGCCCCGCCCCCCACCCGCACCAGUAUCACCAGUUUGGCCCCAGUUGCCGCCCAGUUUGGCUUUUCCCAUCGGCCACCGCAUCAACAUCAUCGCCCGGGCGGCUGCGGCGCAACUCCGGUUCCGUCGCUGCGGCGCCUCCUGGAAGAGCUUUGAGGAGCUUCACGCAGCUCUGGGAAAACCCGGGACCCCCAUAGCAGAGUACGUGCUGCAGCACUGGCGGGACGACGCGUUUUUCGGGGCGCAGUACCUGAGCGGGGUGAACCCCGUCCUGCUGCGCCGCUGCCACCGCCUGCCCCCCAACUUCCCCGUCACCCCACACAUGGUGGCCCCCAGCCUGGGACCCCACACGUCCCUGCAGCGGGAGAUGGAGGGGGGCCGCUUGUUCCUUGCCGACUACGCCAUGCUGCGCGGUGUCUACACGCGGCCACUGGGGGGCGCCCCCCAGAGCGUGGCCCCCGCCAUUUGUCUGCUGUGGCUCAACCCACAAGGGGAACUGCGGCCAAUCGCCAUCCAGCUGUCCCAGGACCCCGGCGUCCCCAUCUUCACGCCGCAGGACGCCCCCUGGUGCUGGGCGCUGGCCAAGCUGUGGGUGCGCGGCGCCCACUUCACGCAGCACGAGCUCGUCACCCACCUGCUCAGCACCCACUUCCUGGCCGAGACCUUCGCCGUGGCCACCCAGCGCCUGCCCGCGGCUCAUCCCAUACACCAGCUGCUUCUGCCCCAUUUCCGCUUCACCUUCCACAUCAACAUCCUGGCACGGGAGUCGCUGCUCAACCCUGGUGGCAUCAUCGACCAGGCCACGGCCGUGGGGCGGGAGGGGACACUGGAGCUGGUGGCCCGGGGGACGGCGGCCUUGACCUACCGGGAGCUGUGUGUCCCCGAGGACAUCGAGGACAGGGGGGUGGCACUUGUCCCCAACUACUACUAUCGCGAUGAUGCGCUGGAGAUCUGGGCGGCCAUGGAGAGCCUGGUGGAGGGGGUGGUGUCACUUCACUACGCCGGUGACAAGGAGGUGGCCGAGGACGAGGAGCUGCAGAGCUGGGUGGGGGACAUCUUCACAUACGCCGUGCUGGGGAACCAGCAGUCAGGUUUCCCGUCCAAGCUCCUGACCCGCCCUGAGCUGGUCAAGUUCACGACCAUGAUCAUGUUCUGUUGCUCCGCCCGGCACUCGGCUGUCAACAGCGGCCAGUACGACUUUGCCGCCUGGAUGCCCAACACGCCGGGGACCCUGCAGGGUGACCCCCCGGUGACAAAGGCCGAGGCCACCGAGCAGCGGUUCCUGGGGACGCUCCCCUCCCCCGCGGCCACCGGCGCCCUGCUGGCCCUGCUGAGCGUCGUCAGCUACGAGGGGGGGCAGCCGCGCCCCCUGGGAUCCCGCUGCCCGGAGCUGCUGGUGGGGGCCGCCGCCCAGCGCCUGAUUGGUCAGUUCCGCCGCCGCUUGGCCGCCAUAUCUCGCCGCAUCGGGGACCGGAACCGGCGUCUGGAGCUGCCGUACCCCUACCUGGACCCCCCACGCGUCACCGAGAGCGUCGCCAUCUGAGGGGACACGGCACCCUGAGGUGGCCACAAUGUCCCCACGGUGUCCCCAAUGCACCCUGAGAAUGUCCCCAAUCGACCACCCUUGGAUCACCCCCAAUGUCCCCAUGGUGUCCCCAACUCUUCAUCCCAACCCAACCAAUGUGUCCCCAACCCCAUUGGAUCAUCCCCAAUGUCCCCAAUGUGUCCCCAACCCAUCGUCCCAACCCAACCAAUGUGUCCCCAACCCCAUUGGAUCAUCCCCAAUGUCCCCAUGGUGUCCCCAACCCAUCAUCCCAACCCCAACCAAGGUGGCCCCAGUGUGUCCCCAACACACUCCGAGAAUGUCCCCAAUCAACCCCCCUUGGAUCAUCCCCAAUGUCCCCAUGGUGUCCCCAACCUGUCAUCCCAACCCAACCAAUGUGUCCCCAAUGACCCCAUGGUGUCCCCAACACACCCCAAGAAUGUCCCCAAUCAACCCCCCUUGGAUCACCCCCAAUGGCCCCAUGGUGUCCCCAACUCUCCAUCCCAACCCAACCAAUGUGUCCCCAACCCCACUGGAUCAUCCCCAAUGUCCCUAUAGUGUCCCCAACCCCUCCAGGUGUCCCCAACACCCUUGGAUCAUCCCCAAUGGCCCCAUGGUGUCCCCAACUCUCCAUCCCAACCCAACCAAUGUGUCCCCAACCCCAUUGGAUCACCCCCAGUGUCCCCAUGGUGUCCCCAGCCCAUCAUCCCAACCCCAACCAAUGUGUCCUCAAGACCCUUUGACCAUCCCCAAUGUCCCCAAAUGUCCCCAACCCAUCGUCCCAACCCAACCAAUGUGUCCCCAACCCCAUUGGAUCAUCCCCAAUGUCCCCAUGGUGUCCCCAGCCCAUCAUCCCAACCCCAACCAAUGUGUCCCCAAGACCCUUUGACCAUCCCCAGUGUCCCCAUGGUGUCCCCAACCCAUCAUCCCAACCCAACCAAUGUGUCCUCAAGACCCUUUGACCAUCCCCAAUGUCCCCAAAUGUCCCCAACCCAUCAACCCAACCCAACCAAUGUGUGCUCAAGACCCUUUGACCAUCCCCAAUGUCCCCAAAUGUCCCCAACCCAUCAUCCCAACCCCAACCAAUGUGUCCCCAACCCCAAUGGAUCAUCCCCAAUGUCCCCAUGGUGUCCCCAACCCAUCAUCCCAACCCCAACCAAUGUGUCCCCAAGACCCUUUGACCAUCCCCAAUGUCCCCAAAUGUCCCCAACUCAUCAUCCCAACCCCAACCAAUGUGUCCCCAACCCCAUUGGACCAUCCCCAAUGUCCCCAUGGUGUCCCCAACUCUCCAUCCCAACCCAACCAAUGUGUCCCCAACCCCAUUGGAUCAUCCCCAGUGUCCCCAUGGUGUCCCCAACUCUCCAUCCCAACCCAACCAAUGUGUCCCCAACCCCAUUGGAUCAUCCCCAAUGUCCCCAUGGUGUCCCCAACCCAUCAUCCCAACCCAACCAAUGUGUCCUCAAGACCCUUUGACCAUCCCCAGUGUCCCCAUGGUGUCCCCAACCCAUCAUCCCAACCCAACCAAUGUGUCCCCAAGACCCUUUGACCAUCCCCAGUGUCCCCAUGGUGUCCCCAACCCAUCAUCCCAACCCAACCAAUGUGUCCCCAACCCCAUUGGACCAUCCCCAAUGUCCCCAUGGUGUCCCCAACCCAUCAUCCCAACCCAACCAAUGUGUCCCCAAGACCCUUUGACCAUCCCCAAUGUCCCCAAUGGAUCACCCCCAAUGUCUCCAUGGUGUCCCCAACCCCUCCAGGUGUCCCCAACCCCCCGCAAUGUCCCCAAUGACCCAAAUGUCCCCAAUGACCCCCAUUGUCCCCAAUGUCCCCCGGGGGUGACACAGGCAAUAAACACGGUUCCUCUGCA
This is a messenger RNA of Columba livia (rock pigeon), 5191 nucleotides long. Its product is annotated as polyunsaturated fatty acid lipoxygenase ALOX15B-like. The record is from RefSeq and is a predicted model, not a curated record. The coding region runs from base 1 to 3327 and encodes 1108 amino acids. Gene Ontology annotation, molecular function: oxidoreductase activity, acting on single donors with incorporation of molecular oxygen, incorporation of two atoms of oxygen; iron ion binding. NCBI's taxonomy places the organism in Eukaryota, Metazoa, Chordata, Aves, Columbiformes, Columbidae. Gene Ontology annotation, biological process: lipid oxidation; lipoxygenase pathway; hepoxilin biosynthetic process. The transcript is spliced from 16 exons.